AUGUCGGUACCUGCUCUUUCGCGUACUGCAAUUUCUAACCUGCUCAAACUGCUUAAUAAAGUACUGAAUGCAUCAUGGAAAGUAGUUGAAAGUGUUUCAAAUCAGCACCAUCUUCAAACUGAUCUAGUAUUUAAGAACUUUGGAACAACUUGGAAAUUUCUAAAUGAGGUGAAAGAUCAUGCCCAUAAACUUAGACACCACCCUACUAUUACUACAACGUAUAACAAGGUGAAUCUUGAAAUUACCACCCAUGAUGUAGGUAACUCCCUAACCGAAAAGGAUUUCCAACUAGCAGAAAAGAUUAGUUUGAGUUUAAACAUAUUAAAUAAAGAACAAUAG
Messenger RNA from [Candida] anglica, 339 nucleotides. Lineage: Eukaryota; Fungi; Ascomycota; Pichiomycetes; Serinales; Debaryomycetaceae. The record is from the annotation of a GenBank genome assembly.